AUGUAUCAUAUACUUAGAGUGUUAUUAUACAGGUUAUGGGUUGUAUGUACAUUCACCUUAUUUUCUAGUGCUUUAAUUUUUUGGUUUUAUGGAUAUUUUCUUGCGUUUAGUGUUUUUACCUUUGGGAUUUCAGGUAUACUUUACAGUGCCCAGGAUCUUCUUUUAUACUACCCCAAUGACCCUCCGGACUCUCGAGUGUUUGUCCUGCAGCCUAGUAACUACAAACUGCCUUAUGAAAGUAUAAAGAUAAAAAGUAGAGAUGGAUAUAGAAUUCACAUGUUUUUAAUAAAACAAGCUACUAACAGCAAUCAUAGGCCGACAAUGAUAUUUUUUCAUGGCAAUGCUGGGAAUAUGGGGCAAAGGUUGUCGAAUGUGUCUGGAUUUUAUCACAAACUAAACAUCAACAUACUGCUAGUGGAGUACCGCGGCUACGGUCUCUCCGAGGGCUCGCCCUCGGAGCAAGGUCUCUACAUCGACGCGCAGACCGCUUUCGAUUACCUCAUGCUAAGGAACGAUAUCGACCGUAGCAAAAUUGUAGUGUUCGGAAGAUCACUUGGUGGCGCCGUGGCCAUCGACCUGGCGUCUCGCUUAGAGUACAAGAACAAGGUGUGGGCUCUCAUCGUAGAGAACACCUUCACCAGCAUUCCCGACAUGGCCAAGAUAUUACUUAAGUGGAGAUGCUUGAAUUGGCUCCCGAUGUUCUGCCAUAAAAACAAGUACCUAUCGCUGCGGAAGGUGAGCGGCGUCUGUUGCCCCACGCUGGUGGUGUGCGGCGCAGGCGACGCGCUCGUGCCGCCAGGCAUGGCGCGUCGCCUGAUGCAGCGCUGUGGCGCCGCGCGCAAGCGCCUGCUCGUGCUGCCCGGCGGGGGCCACGACGACACCUGGACGCGCCCCGACUACUACCCCGCGCUGCAGGCCUUCCUGCGCGACGCACCCGCUCUCCCCGCGCCGCCGCCCGCCCUCGUGCACACCGUA
Brenthis ino (lesser marbled fritillary) is the source of this 975-nucleotide messenger RNA. The record is from the annotation of a GenBank genome assembly. Lineage: Eukaryota; Metazoa; Arthropoda; Insecta; Lepidoptera; Nymphalidae.